UUUAUUAUCAUUUGUUAUAUUAUUUUUUAUAUUAUUUAUUACAUGUAACAAUAAUAAUGAUUGUUGUAGUGUCUUAUAUUUUCUAAUAAUAAAUAAAUGUAAUCGUCUAUAAUAAAAUUAAUAACAUAAUUGUUGAUGUGCAAAAACUCAAGUCCAAUACUGUAACCGAGUUAAUCAGUUUUGUGUAUAACUGAAACGUAUUUGAAUACGAAACUACUUACAAGAUUGUAGAAAGUGAGCUUCGUGGUGGCCGUUUAUUAUUGCUAUUAGUUUGGAAGCUAUGGAAUCUACUAAAAAACUUGUUAUGGAAGAGUUAAAAACCUAUUUCCCUGACUUACCAAGUGGGCCACUGGAUACUUAUAGAAAAAGAGCAACAUUUAAUUGGCGUUUUAUGAAACUUGUUUAUGAUAAUAUGACUACAAUUAAACUUAAACAUGAUAUGUGGAGUUUUAUGGAGAAUAAUCCGUUAUUUCAACGUUCUGAUAAACAACUUUCCCUUGAUGAAGAAAGAAAUAUAGCAGUAAAACAAAUGUAUGCUAUAUAUAAUGAGAAUUUUUUACCUCCUGAACUGAUUACAGAGGAACCAAAAUCAUUCCAAGCAUGGUCGGAAGCUUUGUUUAUGUUUAGCAGUUCGCUUGCUGUAAAAAUUACUCUGACAUUCCGUAUGUUCUCAAAUACAAUUCUUGGCAGUGGAGGGCCUCAUCUUUAUAAUAUUGUGGAAGACAUUGAAAUGGGAAAGAUUGGUGGUUGUUUUGCCCUAACUGAAGUAUCCCACGGCUCCAAUGUGAAGGGCAUGAGAACAACUGCAACUUAUUGCCCAGAAACAAAGCAAUUUGUAAUACAUUCUGCUGAUUUUGAAGCUGCUAAGUUUUGGGUGGGAUCCUUGGGAAAAUGCGCCACACAUGCAAUUGUCUACGCAAUGCUAAUAUCGAAAGGGAAAAAUCAUGGCUUGCACGCAUUCGUUGUCCCUAUCAGAGAUCCGAAGACCUUGAAGCCGUUUUCGGGAGUGACGGUAGGGGACAUUGGAGAGAAAAUUGGACUGAACGGUGUUGACAAUGGUUUUAUUAUGUUCAACAAUUACCACAUACCCAAAGAGUAUGCGUUGGACAAGUUGGGGGGAGUUGAUGACAAUGGGGACUAUAAAACGCCUUUCAGGGAUCCCAGUAAGAGAUUUGGUGCAUCUUUGGGAAUAUUAUCAGGUGGACGAGUGCAUAUAACAUCGAUUUCUACAAAUUAUCUCCAGAAAGCAAUAGUAAUAGCGAUCCGAUACUCUGCCGUGAGGAAACAGUUUGGUCCACAAGAUGCCGCUGAAGAGACACCCGUCCUUGAAUAUCAACAACAGCAAACCCGCCUGUUGCCGUACCUGGCGACGACGUUCGCGCUCCGCAUAUUCUGCACGUGGUUUAGCCAGCUGCAUGUCAGCAUCACCAUCGACAGCUUCCUCGGGCGCGCGGGCCCGGCGGCGCGCGGCGUGGAGCUGCACGCGCUGUCGGCGAGCGCCAAGCCGCUGUGCGCGUGGGCGGCGCGCGACGCCAUCCAGGUUGCGCGGGAGGCGUGCGGGGGGCACGGGUAUCUGCGAGCCGCAGGCUUAGGUGACUUGCGUAACGACAACGACGCAAACUGCACAUACGAGGGUGAGAACAGUCUGCUCUUGCAGCAGAGUAGCAACUGGCUGCUGACCAUGUGGCCGAGGAGACGAGAGAUCAAAGAUGAAGAUACGCCCUUGGGCUCCUUGAAGUUCCUGGAAAAUGCUGAUGAGUAUCUGAAGACGACUUGUCCGUGGGAGACUGUAGAUGACCUCAUCGAUCCGUAUAACCUCACGCAAAUGUACAGAUGGCUGACCGCGUACGUCCUAAAGAUGACGUACGAAAAAGUUUCUAUGCUGAAAAGCGAAGGUAAAGACAAUUUACAAGCAAAGAACGAGUCGCAAUCAUACAACGCGAUUACAUUGUCCGUCGUAUAUGGAGAGAACUACAUCCUGAAUCACUUCUACAACACUGCGAAGAGUUUCGAAGACGCCCCAUGUAGAGAGGUUUUACUACAAAUGGUUUCAUUGUACGGAGCAUUUCUUCUAGAAAAACAUUUGGCGACUCUGUACAUUGGCGGGUACUUCACGGGGGGGCGCGGGGCGGCGCUGCGCGCGGGCGCGGUGCGCGUGUGCGGCGCGCUCGCCGCGCAGGCGCCCGCGCUCGCCGACACGCUGGCGCCGCCCGACUUCUGUCUCAACUCCGUGCUCGGGAUGUCAGACGGGGAGGUGUACAAAAACAUCCAGAACAAGGUGAUGACGACGCCGGGGUCGAUGACCCGUCCGUCGUGGUGGCGCGACGUCGUGUACUGGCGCGCGACCCUACCCAGCAAGCUGUAGCCGAUGCUCGAUGUUAUUACUUAUGUAUUAAUAGUAUUAUGUAAAAUACUAUCAGCGUACUCCCAACUAUAACAUCCAGUAUUUAAGAGCUUAUAACCUUUUUUUAUUAUACAGAUGUUUUAUACUCAUAGCUUAACUUCGUUUAUCGGUUUUUAAGUUAAUGUUCAUUUUGAUACUAUACAGAGUGGUGUAAUUACCAUUUUCUGCGUAUAUAAAUGGUAUAAUUAUGCACACAGUUUUUUUCUGCGACUGUUUUUAUUUUUCAUUUGAAUGAUUUUGUUGAACAUAUUUUAGGAACAAACAUAUUCUUAUCGCUAACAAGUUUUACUGUUUUAUUAAACAAACACAAAAUCAUAUAUUAAAAAAGUAAUUUAUUUAAGAUUUAUAUUAUUCAUAUAAAUGCAAUUAUUAGAAAUAAUAACAAAUGUAAAGGAUAUACUUAUAUUUAUAUUAGAAGACU
This is a messenger RNA of Nymphalis io (European peacock), 2825 nucleotides long. RefSeq names its product peroxisomal acyl-coenzyme A oxidase 3-like (gene Acox3). Bases 281 to 2365 code for a protein of 694 amino acids. NCBI's taxonomy places the organism in Eukaryota, Metazoa, Arthropoda, Insecta, Lepidoptera, Nymphalidae. Gene Ontology annotation, cellular component: peroxisome. Gene Ontology annotation, molecular function: pristanoyl-CoA oxidase activity; fatty acid binding; FAD binding. The record is from RefSeq and is a predicted model, not a curated record. Gene Ontology annotation, biological process: lipid homeostasis; fatty acid beta-oxidation using acyl-CoA oxidase. The transcript has 13 exons.